Oryza brachyantha (malo sina) is the source of this 1574-nucleotide messenger RNA. Its product is annotated as PRA1 family protein H. Gene Ontology annotation, cellular component: endoplasmic reticulum; Golgi apparatus. Bases 97 to 909 code for a protein of 270 amino acids. Lineage: Eukaryota; Viridiplantae; Streptophyta; Magnoliopsida; Poales; Poaceae. The transcript is spliced from 3 exons. The record is from RefSeq and is a predicted model, not a curated record. Gene Ontology annotation, biological process: vesicle-mediated transport.
CGUGCCCCCACUCCCCAACCCAUCCAUAUUCGCCGUCCAUCGCCUCGGCCUACACUCCCGCCGCCGCCGCCGAUCUCAGUUCGGCCGCGCUGCGCCAUGUCGUCGUUCAAGCCCAACCCGCUGUCGCUGAGCGUGCCGGACCCCGCCCUCGACCGCUGGCUCCGCGACUCCGGCUACCUCAACCUCCUCGACUCCUCCGCCUCCACACCCACCACCGCCUCCUCCUCCGCAGCCGCUCCCGCCAACCCCGCCUCUGCCUCCGCCGCCGCAGCCGCCGACGUCCUCGCCAUCGCCCGCACCCUCGCCUCGGUCCUUGCGCUCAACCCCUUCGCCCGGCUCUCUGCCGCCGACCUCGCCGCGCCGACGCCCCCCUGGUCCCUCGCCUUCCUCGGCCCGCCCGGCGCCGCUUCCUACUCCUGGCCCCCGACCCCGACCCAGGCUCGGCUCCGCGUCCAGGAGAACGUCCGCCGCUACGCCCGCAAUUACGCCGCGCUCGCCAUCGUCGUCUUCGCCUGCUGCCUGUGUGCAUCACCUAGCCCCCUCUCCCUGCCUUUGUUGAUUGUUGCUGAUGCCUUUACUGCAUUGUUUCAGCCUCUGCGUCUGAGAAGUAAAUCUGCUACUGCUACUGCUGGUGUGUGUGUCCAGGUACCGGAUGCCAAUGGCGUUAUUGGGGAUGUUAGCCAUACUCGUGGUGUGGGAGGGUGUGAGGUACUGCCGGGAGCGUUGGGGACUUGCCUCGCGGGAACCCAGGGUUGGGCAGUUUCUCCUACAUUGUGCGCAGAUCGCUACCGCUGUGCUGGUUUAUGUGUGCAAUCUGCAGUUUGCUCUUGUAUAUGCCAUUGGGUUGAGUUAUGCAGUGAUGAUGUUGCAUGCUUGUUUUCGAAAAUUGACUCCUCCAAACCUACCUGAUCCGGGGAAGAGAAACAGGAGGGCACAACUAGAAAGAAGCUAAUUAGUUCGUCUGCAAAAAAUAGAAAAAAAGCUAUAAUUCAUGGUAGGCUGCUGAUUGAAGGUUCUCUCUUCUAAUAUGGAUGAUAGGAUGGCUGUUCUGUUGGAGCUCAAUUUAUAGUCUCCAUGCUCUAUUUUCAGGAUAGAGAAUAGGAUACAUAAGCUGUUGGAGAUGCUCUGGCUGCAUUUUGGACUCAUUCCAGAGUAAAUCUUCACCAUUGUUGAGGAGUUUUAUCCUGUCUAUGGUAAACGUGUGUAUGGAUAAGGCCGAUAUGAGGAUCAUUGAGAAGACGGAGGGCACGAGGUUAUACAUAUUCCGACCCCUGACAUGGAUAAUAGUAUAACAUGUGGGAUCACCUAUCAGUGGGAUCCACCUAUCAGCGACGGUAAUGACAUUGUAGAGUAUCCGAGUCCAGCUUUGUGGAUGGGAGUCCUAAAUUCCUAAUCUAGCCUAUUCAGCUAAGUUGGUGAUAUAUCAUCAGGUCAAGCAUUUCCCUAUUUCUGGUUGUGCCCGUGCAUGAUACACGCCAAGUUUCCCUAUGUAUAAUUGGGUUUGUAUUUGUAUCGCAUCCAUGGUGUGAUUGGCCUUCUCCUUCAAACAUGACCAGCAGCUUGCCCUUGGCUCA